CCAUUCUCCUUCAGAUUCAUCUUUUGUGCUCAGUUUUUUAUAAAGAGGAUGGCUCGGAUCGAAUACUCUGACAAAUACUUCGAUGAUACUUACGAGUACAGGCACGUCGUACUGCCUCCAGAGGUUGCUAAGCUUCUCCCUAAGAAUCGUAUCCUCGCCGAAAGUGAAUGGAGAGCUAUAGGAGUGCAGCAAAGCCGUGGAUGGGUCCACUACGCUAUUCAUCGCCCUGAGCCACACAUCAUGCUCUUCCGGAGGACUCUCAACUACCAGGCUCCAAAUCCCAUUCCUAAGUAGAAUUUAUUUGGUUUAUGUCUCUCGUAAACACACACACUCUCUGUUUCAUUCCCCCUUGUCUCUUUUUAUUUUAUUUUAUUUUAUUUGUGUUUCAUGGAAUUCUCUUCAGUGGAGAAUUGUUCGAGUUGUACAAGAACCACUUUUAUUAUUAUGUUCGACAUCUUUAACUUUUUCAUGUUUA
Messenger RNA from Brassica oleracea var. oleracea, 475 nucleotides. Its product is annotated as cyclin-dependent kinases regulatory subunit 2-like. Gene Ontology annotation, cellular component: cyclin-dependent protein kinase holoenzyme complex; SCF ubiquitin ligase complex. Gene Ontology annotation, molecular function: protein kinase binding; cyclin-dependent protein serine/threonine kinase activator activity; histone binding. Bases 49 to 294 code for a protein of 81 amino acids. The transcript is spliced from 3 exons. The record is from RefSeq and is a predicted model, not a curated record. Lineage: Eukaryota; Viridiplantae; Streptophyta; Magnoliopsida; Brassicales; Brassicaceae. Gene Ontology annotation, biological process: regulation of mitotic cell cycle.